This is a messenger RNA of Sphaerulina musiva SO2202, 481 nucleotides long. RefSeq lists its product as uncharacterized. The record is from RefSeq and is a predicted model, not a curated record. Lineage: Eukaryota; Fungi; Ascomycota; Dothideomycetes; Mycosphaerellales; Mycosphaerellaceae. Bases 132 to 365 code for a protein of 77 amino acids. The transcript has 2 exons.
CAUUGCUUGGUUGCUUUUUCUCUUGCCUCUUAAAGCUGAGCGUUCGUCCGUGCCAGAGUUGGUGUGCUUUACCCAACGGAUUCCCUAUAACAACAAGAAGAACCACCAUCACCACCACCAGCACCAUAACCAUGAAGUUCCUAUCAACAGUCUUCCUCUGCGCCCUCACAAGUGGUCUUGUCGCCGCACAAUGCGACCUCGCUACCAAUGUCUGUGAAUACACCAACCUGUACUUGUGCAAAAGACCCUCCAGUGGCACUAAAUAUGGCAACUGCGGUCAAACAGCUAAAAACAAUUGCGAAUAUGGGUACAUAAGCCGUUCAUUACUAAUGGCUUUGUUUCUUCUUCUUCACCUUCCAGUGUGACGUUGGUGUUUGGGAUGCUCAGGCGAAUAGCGAUCGUGGCGGUUGUGAUUGCUAUUGUGCGAAGUAGAAUCGAUGCGAUGGGGGUUAGGUCUGGCGCGAGAUGGAGAAUGCUUCGG